AUGUGGAGAAACUUGGCUAAACAAGUUGCUUCGAGAAAGACCAAUCUCUCCUCCCAAUCUCAUUUUAGUUCCCCUUCUUCUACUUCUAUGAUAUUUUCUCAAGAAUCGAGCUUUCUCGAGAAGGCCAGGCAUUUCGAGGCUCGGAAAUGCAUAAAUAAUCGGAUUUUGGCAAUGGGUUUUCGUCAAGUUGGUGAUAUGGCUUCUCAAAAGGACGAAUUGGGCAGAUGCAGUUCACUGAAUCCAAGUUGCCCUUAUGGCAUUUCUGGGUUUUGCAACUACGCCAAAGGCUAUGCCAGCGUUGCCGAGGCCAUUGCUUCGACGGAUGGCGAGGAGGACUCGUCGGGGUCUGAAGAAAUUCAGGAAAUGUUGGAGGAUUUGAUCAGAGAAAACAACAUGGUGGAGUCCCAUUUCAAGCAGCCAAAGAGAGUGGUGGUUGGUAUGGGAGUAGGAAAGUACAAUCUUCUUCGGAAGAGGCAAAUAAAACUGGAGACGGAGGCUUGGCAAGAGGCGGCCAAAGAGUACCAAGAGCUUUUAGCGGACAUGUGUGAGCAGAAGCUAGCACCCAAUUUGCCAUACAUCAAGUCAUUGUUUCUUGGUUGGUUUGAGCCUUUACGAGAUGCCAUUGCGGCGGACCAAGAUUCCUGCAAGCAACCUAACAGUAGACAGAGUCAUGCUCCCUACUUUGAUCACUUACCCGCCGAUAAGAUGGCGGUUAUUACAAUGCAUAAGUUGAUGGGGCUAUUGAUGACAAAUAAUGGUGGAGUAGGCAGUGUCAGGGUAGUCCAAGCUGCUUGUGCGAUAGGUGAAGCCAUUGAGCAUGAGGUUAGGAUACACAGAUUUUUGGAGAAGACAAAGAAGAAGAAGAACACUACUGAUAAGAAGGCUGAAGCUGAUUCUGUUCCUGUGACCGAUGAACAAGAGAAACUGGCCGAUGAACAAGGGAAACUGGCCGAUGAACAAGAGAAACUUAGGAAAAAGGUUAACAAACUAAUAAAAAGGCAGAAAAUGCAGCAAGUUAGAGGAAUUGUGAAAGAACAAGAAGACUUGAAGCCAUGGGGUCAGGAAGCCCAUGUUAAGGUUGGCUGUCGAUUGAUUCAGUUAUUGAUGGACACGGCUUAUAUACAACCUCCAGUUGAUCAAAUAGGAGAUGGUCCACCUGAUAUACGCCCUGCAUUUGUACAUAACCUUAAGACUAUUACUAAAGACACACAGAAGACCAGUAGGAGAUAUGGCGUUAUAGAGUGCGACCCAUUAGUUCGCAAAGGCAUGGACAAAACUGCAAGGCACAUGGUCAUGCCUUAUAUGCCUAUGUUGGUUCCCCCUAUUAAUUGGACCGGGUAUGACAGAGGAGCAUAUUUAUUCUUACCGUCCUAUGUAAUGCGAACUCAUGGAGCGAAACAACAACGCGAAGUUGUUAAAAGGACUCCUAGAAAGCAAUUAGAACCUGUUUUUGAGGCCCUGGAUACUCUUGGAAGUACCAAAUGGAGGGUAAACAAAAGGGUACUUGGUGUGAUAGACAGGAUAUGGGCUAGCGGAGGCCGUCUUGCUGACUUGGUUGACCGUGAAGAUGUUCCUUUACCUGAAGAACCAGACACAGAAGAUGAGGCAGAAAUCAGAAAAUGGAAGUGGAAACUUAAAGCUGCAAAGAAGGAGAAUAGUGAGAGGCACUCACAGCGGUGUGAUAUAGAACUUAAACUUGCUGCAUCUCGAAAGAUGAAGGAUGAGGAGGGCUUCUACUACCCGCACAACCUCGAUUUCCGAGGUCGUGCUUACCCCAUGCACCCAUAUUUAAACCAUCUUGGUUCCGAUAUGUGCCGAGGCAUCUUGGAGUUUUCAGAGGGACGGCAUCUUGGAAAGUCAGGCUUACGCUGGUUGAAGAUACAUUUGGCUAAUUUAUAUGCUGGGGGCGUAGACAAACUCUCCUUUGAUGAUCGAGCAGCAUUUACUGAGAAUCACGUAGAUGACAUUUUUGAUUCCGCAGACAGACCUCUUGAAGGAAGGCGCUGGUGGUUGGGUGCAGAGGAUCCUUUCCAGUGCUUGGCAGCAUGCAUUAAUCUCUGUGAAGCAUUGAGAAGCCCCUCUCCAGAGACUACCAUUUCAUAUAUGCCUGUCCACCAGGAUGGCUCAUGUAAUGGUUUACAACACUAUGCAGCCCUUGGAAGGGACAAGCUUGGAGCUGCUGCUGUAAAUCUUGUGGGGGGAGAUAAACCUGCAGAUGUUUACUCAGGAAUUGCUGCCAGAGUACUUGAUAUAAUGCGCAAUGAUGCAGAAAAAGAUCCUGCCACUAAUCCGAAUGCAUUGCAUGCUAGGCUUUUAAUUAAUCAGGUGGAUCGUAAAUUGGUGAAGCAGACAGUUAUGACGUCUGUAUAUGGUGUUACUUAUGUUGGUGCACGCGAACAAAUUAAGAGGAGAUUAAAGGAGCGUGGUUCCAUAGCUGAUGACACGGCACUGUUUGCCGCAGCUUGCUAUGCUGCAAGGACCACCUUGACUGCCUUAGGAGAGAUGUUUGAAGCUGCAAGAAGUAUUAUGAGUUGGCUUGGUGAAUGUGCAAAGGUGAUAGCUUCAGAGAAUCAACCAGUUCGGUGGAUCACUCCCCUUGGACUUCCUGUUGUACAACCGUACCGGCAAUUAGGACGGCAUCUUAUUAAGACUUCCCUUCAGGUGUUGACAUUACAAAGAGAAACUGACAAGGUCAUGGUUAAACGGCAGAGGACAGCCUUUCCCCCGAAUUUUGUUCACUCCCUUGAUGGUUCCCACAUGAUGAUGACUGCUGUUGCCUGCAAAAAGGCUGGCUUAAACUUUGCAGGAGUGCAUGAUUCAUAUUGGACGCAUGCAUGUGAUAUUGACGAAAUGAAUAGGAUACUAAGGGAGAAGUUUGUUGAACUCUACGAGGCACCGAUACUGGAGAAUUUGUUGGAAGGCUUUCAACGGUCUUUCCCCACCUUGACCUUUCCCCCCUUACCAGAUCGCGGAGACUUCGAUCUCAGAGAUGUUCUUGAAUCUCCCUAUUUCUUCAACUAG
Messenger RNA from Prunus armeniaca (apricot), 3021 nucleotides. The record is from the annotation of a GenBank genome assembly. NCBI's taxonomy places the organism in Eukaryota, Viridiplantae, Streptophyta, Magnoliopsida, Rosales, Rosaceae.